Messenger RNA from Spodoptera exigua (beet armyworm), 1434 nucleotides. The record is from the annotation of a GenBank genome assembly. Lineage: Eukaryota; Metazoa; Arthropoda; Insecta; Lepidoptera; Noctuidae.
AUGGAAAAACCAAAAUGUGAUGUGAUAUCAUUCUUAGUGACACAUUUACACCGAAAAACAUUCCCAGUAGAAGUAUUGGUAGACAUUUGCUUAGAAAAGUUUUCCCAUGAAGAUAUUAUUUUCACAAGAAACAUUGUAACCGACGCUUUCGGAGAAAAAAUUGACUACUCUAAACCACGUUCAGCUGAAACUAGUAAUAUUCGGCAGGAUCUGUACAGAAUUAUUUUUUAUCUGAGAUUGGUUCCGUGUGUGGAAAAUAAGUUGAAUGAUUACACGGACGCGAUAGAAGAAACAGCACUUUUGGCUCGAUUAGAUGGUAUGAGCCAGUUGGUUAGUGAUUUACGCGGUGUACUAAGCAUUCCGAGUGAGAACAUGCAGUCUAAAGACUCACCUUCUAAGCCAGGCCCAAGCAAGAAUGCAAAAAGUGAUAAUAAAGAUGCCAGAUCUGAUGCCACCGCAGAACAAGAAAUGCAACCAAGCGGUUCUUCGGAAACGGAAAUGUAUGCAUUGUAUUGUGACAAUAUACACUCGUAUACCCAAUGUACACCAGCUGGAUAUCAUGACGACAACAUGGACCUCGAAUCUUCGAAGACCAGACAAAACAGACGAGUUAAAUUGCCGCAAAUGGAGGAAAAAGAAAUUAAACCUGAAGACAAUAGUGGAUGCCUACCCCCUCCUCCCGUCCCGCUGGCUGAUGGACUUAGGAUCAACCCCGUCGAGAGUGCGAAUGAAACAUUUAAUCUUAUAACUGCCAUCGCACCCUCAUUAAGCGUGAGCACUCUGAGAGUGAACCCACCUCUGGUGGUUGAUGUCACGAGUCAACCACAAGUACAAAUGCCAGUUGCACAAUCUCCACCCGCAAUAACCACCCAUCCAGUACGACGUAACUCGGAUGAAGAGCAACCAAUGUAUAAUUUUGAUGCUUUAGCGGAAAGAGCAUUUCACCAACUCUUCCGCCAAGAUUCUGUAUCCACUGAUAGUAGUUCAUCAGACCGUAAUUCAUCGGAUAAUAAUAGUUCGUCGGGUCUUAGUUCGUCAGGUCUCAGUACAUCGGGUCUCAGUUCGUCAGGUCCUAGUUCAUCGGAUCCGGUCGAAGAAGGGUUGAGCAGUAUAAGCAAUGACAGUAGUAACCUGACCAUAUCUUCAGGUAAUAGUAGCUUAAAUGAGGAAGCACAGGUGCUACUAAACAGCUUUGCGCCUACUAAUGGGCCAAGGUUAAUAGCUCCAGGAGUAGCCGCUCCACGACCUACGGGGGCCCCGGUUCAUGAAUUUAUUAGGCCUGCCGAUCUCUGGGGCCCACCCCUUACACAAUCAGAGAAUCCUCCUCAAGAAACGGUAGCUGCUCAACCACAAUCUGGCGCCGACGACGACAGCACCGACAGCUUGCAGGAAAUGCAACCUUCUAGUCCCAAAAGGCGUCGCCCGAUGGAGUGA